UUGCGAUCUCGCAGCGGGCGACUUCGUUCUCAUUUUCGAUUUGCCUUGCCGACCCUCAUCAUGUCGUCGGUCCUCCUCCGCGCCCGGCGCCUUGCGCCUCUACUCGCCAUUGCGUCAGCGACGUCGGCCGCUGUCGCCUGGAACCAGCAGGCGCCGGUGCAUAUCGCCAAGGACCCGACCAAGCGCCACAUCGUCGUCCUCGGCUCAGGCUGGGGCGCUGUCGCCUUCUUGCGCAAGCUCAAGCCCGACGACCACACACGCGUGACGGUCGUCUCGCCGCGUGGCGUGUUUCUCUACACGCCGCUACUGCCCGCCGCCUCCACGGGCACGGUCGAGGCGCGGUCGAUCGUGGAGCCGAUCCAAACCUUCUUGCCCGAGCACGCUCGCUUCGUCGAGGCGGCCGCGACGUCAAUUGAUCCCAAGACGAACCGCGUCACGUGCGUCUCGGAGCUGGAUCCGAGCUCGCCGUUCACGCUCGAGUACGACCAGCUCGUCGUUGCUGUCGGGUCUGUCGCCAACACCUUUGGCACGCCCGGUGUCGCCGAGCACGCGCACUUUCUCAAGACGUACGACGACGUUGUGGGCUUGCGGAAGCUCGUGCACGCACGCUGGGAGCAAGCGUCGCUACCGACAACAUCGCCCGAAGAGCAGCAGCGCCUCUUAUCGUUUACGAUCUGCGGCGGCGGCCCGACCGGCGUCGAGCUCGCGGCCGAGAUCCACGACCUCUUUCAGCGGGACCUCAAGAAGCACUACCCGCACCUCGCGUCGCUCGCGACCGUCCGCGUCAUCGACUGCGCGAGCCAGAUCCUCUCGAUGUUUGAUCGCAAGAUUGCCUCGUACGCGACGUCGGCCUUUGCCAAGCACGGCAUCGAGACGCGGCUCAAGUGCCGCGUCACCCGAGUGUACGCCGACAGCGUCGAUGUCCUCGACACGGCGACCGGCAAGACGACGCGGCUGCCGUCGGGCACAACAAUGUGGUGCUCGGGCAUCGGGCUGCACCCGUUCGCUGCGUCGAUUGCGGCCCACUUCCCGCAGCAGCAGACCAACAAGCGCGCCGUCGUUGUGGACCCGUACUUCCGCGUCCAAGGCAGCACCAACCUCUUCUGCCUCGGCGACGCGGCGGCCGUCACGUAUGAAAAGUCGGUCGCCCACGCCAAGGAGCUCUUCGACCACUUCGACUCCAAGCACGAAGGCAGUCUCUCGUUUGAAGACAUGGCGGCGCUCUUCGAGCACGCAUCCAAGACGUACCCGCAGUUCCGCGAGCACGUGCAUUUGAUCCAAGAAAGCCGCGGGACCUCGAAGCUCUCUCGUCCGUUUGUCCACGGCGCGCUGCACGCGAUCUUUGAAGCGGCGGACGCCGACCACAACAACCGCCUCGACAAGGACGAAUUCGUGGCGCUCUUGGCGGCCAUGGACGCGCAUCUGCGGUCGCUGCCAGCCACGGCCCAAGUCGCGCAGCAGCAAGGCGAGUACCUCGCGCAGCUCUUCAACAAGAAGCUCGAAGAGAACCCGACGAGCGCGGCGCCGUUCGAGUGGACGAACCUCGGGUCGAUGGCGUUCAUCGGCGAGAACGAAGCCGUCGCGUCCAUGCCGGGCGCCGGCGUCGUCCAAGGCUUUGCCAUGGGCUUGCUCUGGCGCGGGUUUGAAACCAUGAAGCAACAGAGUUACCGCAGUCUCAUGGCCGUCGCCUCGGACCAGAUCCGCACCGCGAUCUUUGGCCGCGGGCUCUAAAUGGGAAAUCUAGCGUUGUCCAUUCUUAAAGUUCA
Messenger RNA from Saprolegnia parasitica CBS 223.65, 1766 nucleotides. RefSeq lists its product as hypothetical. The record is from RefSeq and is a predicted model, not a curated record. NCBI's taxonomy places the organism in Eukaryota, Oomycota, Saprolegniomycetes, Saprolegniales, Saprolegniaceae. The transcript has a single exon. Gene Ontology annotation, molecular function: NADH dehydrogenase activity; calcium ion binding. Bases 61 to 1731 code for a protein of 556 amino acids.